Cuscuta epithymum is the source of this 2365-nucleotide messenger RNA. Lineage: Eukaryota; Viridiplantae; Streptophyta; Magnoliopsida; Solanales; Convolvulaceae. The record is from the annotation of a GenBank genome assembly.
CAAUAAUCGGAAAUUCAAUCCCUUCUUAAGCUUCCUUCAACCUUCUUGUCAGAUUAGCAUCUACCCUUUUCCUGCCACACCAGCGGAAUCGUCUCCUUAUAAAUACGGACAAUCUAACUGCAUUUGGCGUUUUUCACGGAUUAUUCGCUCAAAAUCCGGUUCGAGCUUCUCUUUCCUUGUAACCGUAAACAGACUGGCCAUGCUGGGCAGUUCUACUAAAAAUCAACACCUGCCUGUAUAUAAGCGACGAAAUGCGACUUCCCAAGCGUUCAUUUUCGUUUUGCCUUUCCAUCUUCUCCCCUCCUCUCUACUCCAGCUCUCCUCUUUCUCGAAACUUCCGUUUCUACUCCCGCUGCAAUUUCGCCGACAAAGGCAGGCCGCUUCGUUCUCCAGGUUUUGCUAUGGCUGGUGUGGGCUUGAAGGACCAGGAAAAACCAGUUGGAAGAGAAAAUGCGGCUGAUGACGAUCAGAGUUCUUCCAUAUGGGCAUCUCCACGAGGAAGCAAAAUUGGCAAGGGACAACAGAUAUUUUGCAAUAGAUCUCUCAACAUGAAAAAUAUAGUUGCUGUUGGGUUUGACAUGGAUUAUACUUUAGCACAGUACAAAGCGGAGACAUUCGAAACUCUUGCAUAUGAAGGAACCAUAAAAAAACUGGUCGAGGAGAUGGGGUAUCCUCAAGAGAUGUUGCAAUGGGGCUUUAACUGGAGCUACAUGGUCAGAGGAUUAGUUUUGGACAAGAAAAGAGGGAAUAUAUUGAAAAUGGACAGGCACAAAUAUGUCAAAGUUGCUUACCAUGGAACUCGGGAAAUGUCAAAAGAGGAAAAAGUUGCAACUUAUGGCAAUACUUUGCUUCAAGAUCCAUUUGAUGAACCUGAUUAUGCACUUAUUGAUACUCUCUUCUCCCUGGCUGAAGCAUACUUAUUUGCUCAACUAGUGGACUUCAAGGACAAAAACCCUGGAAAAAUUCCUGAAGACCGCGACUAUUCUCGGAUAUACAAGGAUGUUCGUGCGGCAGUAGAUAUGUGCCACCGUGAUGGGACCUUGAAACAGACGGUAGCACAAGAUCCUAAGAGAUACAUCAUAGAGGACAUCAAAAUUGUUCCUAUGCUAGAAAUGCUGAGAAAAUCUGGGCGUGCUGUUUUUUUGGUGACUAACAGUCUGUGGGACUAUACAAAUGCUGUGAUGAACUUUCUCUGUGGACCCAAAGCAUCGGAUGCUUGUUCUGCUGAGACAUCUGAAUGGGUUGACCACUUUGAUGUUGUCAUCACUGGCAGCGCGAAACCAGGUUUUUUCCAUGAUGAAAGACGUGCUAGCAUUUAUGAGGUGGAACCUAAGUCUGGGAUGCUGAUGAAUACUGAUAAUGGCACACCUAUGGCUCUGGUGAAUGGGAGUCCGAUAAGAGUGCCAACAAAGAGCUCCACGACAAAAAGUAAAAUUUUUCAGGGAGGAAAUGUUGGUCAUUUGCACAAACUACUCAACGUUGAGUCUAGUUCACAGGUUCUUUAUGUUGGGGAUCACAUUUAUGGUGAUAUUUUGCGCAGUAAAAAAGUUUUAGGUUGGAGAACCAUGCUAGUUGUUCCAGAGCUUGAAAGGGAGGUUGAUCUUCUUUGGAAAAAUAAGGAUAGAAGGAAGAAACUUUUGUCUCUGAGGAGCGAGCGUGAUCGCAUUGAAGAUAAAAUAGACCAUCUCAAGUGGUCACUCAAGUCUCAAGGUGUGCAGCGUACUGCUGAAGAGGCAGCUUCAGCAGCAUCUGAGCUUCGUCGACUGGAGUCUGAGAGAGAUGAAGUUAGGCGUGAUCAUCAAGAGAAACAACGUGAAUAUCAUCAGGAGUUCCAUAAUAUCUGGGGACAACUAAUGAAGGCUGGCUAUCAGAACUCUCGCUUUGCACAUCAGGUUGAGAGGUUUGCGUGUUUGUAUACCAGCCAGGUCACAAAUUUGAGCCUCUAUUCUCCGGAUAAAUACUAUAGAACCAGUGAAGAUUUUAUGCCCCAUGAGUUCGAUAUCCUCUCAGAGUAAAUGAUGCCACCUGAUAGGCAUUUAAAAGAGAAGCUGAAUUGUAAAAUUUGGAUGUGGCUUCUAUCCGGCUGAGGGAAGGACCUUUAGGUUUCAUUGGUGAACUUGAUUGACUGUUAUUGGUUUCUUCUUCUUGAGACAUAAGAAACUCAAAUUGGCUGCAUGUUUUUCUUUUUUCUUUUGUGGUUCUCAACUAUUUGUGUGCAUACUCCGAUAUAAGUGCCUGGACAUCUUUCAAAUAGAAAGGUGGUGUUUAGUGGAAUCUUUUCCCUUUUAUGAGUUUUAUCUAGCAGGUUCAGUGCGUAAUCUGGUAUUUUCUAGCAGGUUCCGUUAUACGAAGUACGCUUGGAUCA